Molecule: messenger RNA, 2290 nt
Organism: Cuscuta epithymum
Lineage: Eukaryota; Viridiplantae; Streptophyta; Magnoliopsida; Solanales; Convolvulaceae
Source: the annotation of a GenBank genome assembly
UAACUUCAAACCAGAAGAAUCGAUGAAGCAGGCGACCCUUCUAGCAAUUUUCUCGCCGUAGCUGCCGAGCAAUCACCAGGCUCUUCAGUCCACACUAGUCCAUGUUAACCUCACAGUACUAGUUCUCAUUCUGUCGCCCAGCGACGAAACCGUGACAACGAAAGUUUGAAGAAGGCUUUCCGUAUUUGGUUGUCUGUUUUGGCAACAAAAGUCCAUUUCUAGCCGUGAGGACUCCGAUUGUGUUGGCUCUGCGUCUUACAGCUCAGGUAAACUGAGCAGUUUUUGAAUUCCUGUUGCAAAGUGCUCAUUAUCUUGAAGCCGGAUAUCUUUAAAUUUCAUCUAUCCGAAUUCGAGAUGUUAUAUACUCUGGAAUAUUGGUUUGUUGGCCGUGUUCUGAGUUGAUGAUCGUAUAUGUGUAAAAAUAGUAUAUUACCAAUCUAUUGUUUCCUUAAGGCAGUGUUUGUAAGCUUUUUGGACAUGAUGUAGGAAAUUGAAUUAGUCAGGUCAACUAGAAAGCUACAAUAAGGAUGCUUACCACCCUCCAGCCUGCACACAUCCCCCAGCUUCCCUGUAUCCAUUCAUCUGUUCGCUAUAGCAGACACAGCAAACUAAUAGCUUCAGUUGCUUGGAAGCAUGAUGAGAUACCAUUGACCAAGCGAAUUCAUACUUGUGCAUCAUGGCCUUCUUCCUGCUCUGAAAUGAAGCUUAGUAGAAUAUCUGUAGAUUAUGAUAAUAUGUUCAAAUUCAUUAGAUUGCCAAACUGCAUUCCCUUCAGAUCUGAACUUAGUGGUACUGACUCUACGAGUGCUGUCCCUCCACUUUCAGAUAUGCAUUUGGAUUCAAAACUUAGAGGGAUUUGCUUCUAUGCUGCUACCUCUUUAUCUGCCAUUUUUUUGUUUGUGGCAAUGGUUGUUGCACAUCCUUUUGUUCUCUUAUUUGAUCGCUACCGUCGAAAAGCUCAUCACCUUGUUGCCAUGGUCUGGGCAAAAUUGACAGUCUCCCCAUUUUACAAAAUUGAGAUUAACGGAUUGGAAAAUUUGCCACCCAAUUAUGCGCCUGCUGUGUUUGUGUCCAACCACCAGAGCUUUUUGGACAUUUACACUCUCCUUACUCUUGGGAGAAGCUUCAAAUUUAUAAGCAAGACUGCUAUUUUCUUAUUUCCGAUCAUUGGCUGGGCCAUGUAUCUGAUGGGAACUAUUCCUUUGAGGCGUAUGGACACUAGAAGCCAAAUGGACUGUCUUAAGAGAUGCAUGGAUCUUAUCAGCAAGGGAGCGUCUGUAUUUUUCUUCCCAGAGGGUACUAGGAGUAAAGAUGGAAAGCUAGGUGUAUUCAAGAAAGGGGCAUUCAGUAUUGCUGCAAAAAGUGGAGUUCCUGUUGUUCCAAUUACCCUUAUUGGAACUGGUGAAAUUAUGCCAGCAGGAAUGGAAGGCAUGGUAAAUUACGGGACAGUUAAAGUUGUCAUUCAUCAGCCUAUCGAGGGAAGUGAUCCAGAAGUGUUAUGUAGGGAGGCAAGGAAUGUGAUAGAAAAUCAACUUGCACUCCACUGAUGAGAGAGAUAUACAUUGUUCUUUUGUUUCAUUUUAUGAUCCAAAGGGUUUUUUGUCUGGGCAUAAAACUUUACUUCUGCACUUCUUCAAAGAGUAGAAUCAAAGAGUAGAAUGUUACGGGUCACUACUUCAAAGAACGACCUCCACAUACUCUGCACCAAUGCGCGUAGUGCCUGCAUGUCGUGUGUGGUUGCCCUGACAUUGGAUGGAGCUGCUCACACUGAUUUAGGCGUGGAUAUGGUCCGGUCCUGGGCCAUAAAGUAAAAAACAGAGGAUCGAACAGGAAUCAGAAUUGACUGGUUGAAUCAUGAUUUGGAGGAACAAGACAGGCAUAUAGCCUCCCUCAGUCCCUUGUAUGAGUAGGAACUGGGAGUUCAAAUCCAAUGGUCGGGGAGUCGUGCAACACUACCUACGUGGGUAGUACCCCGUAUCAAUGUAGCCCGGUUUCAGAUCACAUUUAUCUUCUAAGAGGAUAUGAUAGUAUGAUACUAUACCCUAGAGAUUUAUAAACUAGUGAGUAAAGUAGUAAACCAUAUGCUCACGAAUCAUUCCAAAUUCCAUAAUUUAUUUGAAAGAAUCGACUGGAAUAUGGAAUAAAGUUCUUAGGUAUCUGUGGGACUCACUCCCAUAAUUCAACUGAGUGACAACAUAAUAAAUGUAUUAUGAAAAUAAUAACAAAAUCAAUGUUUGAGACAACAAAAUUUAAUAUUGGAAUAUAUUAUCAUAAGAUUGAGAUUAUGUAU